Molecule: messenger RNA, 2475 nt
Organism: Eimeria necatrix
Lineage: Eukaryota; Apicomplexa; Conoidasida; Eucoccidiorida; Eimeriidae
Exons: 3
Coding region: 1-2475 (824 amino acids)
Biological process (GO): regulation of transcription by RNA polymerase II
Cellular component (GO): nucleus
Molecular function (GO): transcription cis-regulatory region binding
Source: RefSeq, a predicted model, not a curated record
AUGUUGCUGAAGGGGAUUGUAGCGCUGCUGCCUCUUUUGCUGCUGAGUGUUGUGCCGCGGGCCACUGUGGAAGUGCGGGACUUCGUGCCCCCCAACGUGCCCAUAACGGAGCCGAGGAAUGGCUGCUGGCGGCUGCGCCCGACGCCUGUGUACCCGCGGCUGCUGCGCGGCGAGGUGGACCUCAGCAGCAGCAGCAGCAGCAGCAGCAGCAGCAGCAGCAGCAGCAGCGGCGUUGGCGGCGGUUCUUCGUCUGUGGGGCACACAGGGGGAUAUUCGCAGGGCCAGUGCGGGCAAGGGCAGUCUGCGCAGCAGCAGCAGCAGGCGUCGCUGCUGCAGCAGCAGCAGGCGUCGCUGCAGCAGCAGCAGCAGCAGCUGCUGCUGCAGCAGCAGCAGUCGGGGGCGCGGCACACGGACGUGUGGCCAGGGGCAGUGGUGUCUGUUGCUGUUGAAGGCAGCAACUGGCAGCUGCAAGAUGCUUUGGUGUUGGAUGUGUUGACAAGUCCUUCUUGCUGCUACUUUUCCCACCGGGACGCGACGCGGUACAAGCUGCCGCACCCGAGCAGCAGCAGCAGCAGCAGCAGCAGCAGGCAGCAGCAGCAGCAGCUCGCGCUGCGCCCCAUGCAGGGCCGCAGACAGGGCCAGGGCAUCUGCGUCGUGGGAGUCAGACUCUUCUUUUUUGCUGCCAGCUGCGUCAGCAGCAGCAGCGCCUGGUGCUGCCGCUACCGCCUUAACUAUGACAUUCACCCGCAGGACUCUUUGCAUGUGCUGCUGCAGCAGCUGUGGGUGUGGGCGGUGCCGCGGGUGCUGCCGCUGCCUGCUGCGUUUGCUGCUGCUCUCGAGCGCUACCAGCAGCAGCAGCAGCAGCAGCAGCAGCAGCAGCAGCAGCACGAGCCCCAGCUGCCCCUCCUCAGCAGCCCGCGCCACCACCACCAGUCCCUCAAGCGCUCCGCCCGCUGCCGCGCCGGCUCUGCUGCUGCUGCUGCUGCAGGUGCAGCAGCAGCAGCAGCAGCGGCGGGCAGCAGCAGCGGCGCUGCUGCGGCCCCGGGCGGGGCGGGCGCGCUGCCGGCUGCGGCGAGCAGCAAGUGCGGCGCGGCCGCCGCAGCAGCCGCGGGCGCAGGAGCUGCUGCUGCUGCAGCAGCAGCAGCAGCAGCAGAUGUGGACUGGGUCUUCGAAAUGGCAGCAAGGCUGCGGCUGCAUCCAGCUGGAGUUGCUUUUUGCAGAAAUGCUGUUUUUUAUAUUCCAAUGGACUUGCAGCUGCUGCCAACAGCAUUUUCUUCUUCAACUGUGUGCAAGCGGCGGCGGGGGCGGCCGCCGCGCGCUGCUGCUGCAGCAGGUGCUGCUGCUGCUGCUGCUGCUGCUGCUGCGGCGCAGCAGGCCAGCGAAGGCGCAGCAGCAGCAGCAGCAGACUCCCACAGACAACACCAAGCCCCAAUCUUCGCCCCAGGAGUUGCUGAGCUGCUGCAGCCCGACUUGGACUUGCAUGCGCUGAUGCAGGGCCGUUGGAGUGUACGUACACUCGAGUGGGCUUUCUCCGUGCGGCGGCAUUUGCGGCAGCGCCACCUGGGCCUCUGCAGAAAGGCCAAGGACCCGCAGCAGCAGCAGCAGCAGCAGCAGCAGCAGGCUGGGGCGCAGGCCCACGCCGAGCAGCAGCAGCUGCUGCACCAGCAGCUGCUGCUGCAGCAGCAGCAGCAAGACUGCGGACUCGCCGGCACCUCGCGCAGGCUCCGGACGCCCAGGAGUCAGCUGGCAGCAGCAGCAAGCAGGACGCCCUCGGCUGCAGCAGCUGCAGCAGCGUCGCCAGCUGCUGCUGCUGCUGCUGCUGCUCCCGCAGCCUCCCCGCCGCAGCAGACUGCGCUCUCUCCCCACAGCAGCAGCAACAGCAACAGCGGCAGCAGCGGCAGCCCCGCAGGCACUGCUCUAGAACGCAGCAGCAGGCGGGAACGGUGCAGCAGAGCAGCAGCAGCAGCGGGAGGCCUUCCAGCAGCAGGAGGCGCAGCAGCAGCAGCCGCUGCUGCGCCCUCAGCAGCAGCAGCAGCAGCAGCAGCAACAGAAGAAGGAGACUUGCCGCUGCCUUUCGUAGAGGGCUGCAUUGCUUUUGACUGGUGCAGCGAAGGCAGAGACUCCGAUGCUGCAACACCUUCUACCCCGGUUGCUGCUGCUCCUGCUGCUGCUGCUGCUGCUGCUGCUGCUUUUGCCCCGCUGCCACCGGGUUCGCAAGCUGCAGCAGCAGCAGACACAGCUGCUGCUACGGUAGCCACGAAGCUGAAAGCAGCAGAGCGAAGUGCUGCAGCAUCACCAGGCCUUCUCUACCUGCAGAAGCAGCAGCAGGAAGAGCAGCAACAGCAGCAGCAACAGCAAGAGCAGCAGCAGCAGCAACAACGGCAAGAGCAGCACAAGCAGCUGCAUGAUACAGCGAUGGAGGCGCGAACCGUGCAGCAGCAAAUGCAGCAACAGCAACAGCAGCAGCAGCAGUAG